AUGGAAGCGCAACAGACCGAAGACACGCUCAAAAAAGCUGCCGCCGCGUCUUCCGGUGCGCUGCUCACGUCGCUCUUCGUAACGCCCCUCGACGUGGCCAAAGUGCGCAUCCAGUCGCAGGUCUGGCGCUCCUCGAGCGCGCCCGUCGCCUUUCGCUCGGCCCUCGCGGCCGACGCUACGGCCGCUGUCCCGCCGUGUUGUCGCGCUCGCUGUGUCUGUAACCGCUGCAGCACGCGGCCCGUGGCGAAGCUGCAGGUCUCGAGGCGCCGCGGCCACGCGCUGUCGGCCAUGCGCAUGUCGUGCGCGCGUGCCGCGGCGCCGCGCCAACUCGAGAGCACGUCGCACGCGCUGCGGCACAUUUUCCAGACCGAAGGCCUGUCGGGAUUGUUUGCCGGGCUGUCGCCCGCGAUGCUCAUUGCAGUGCCGUCGACGGUGCUGUACUACGUCUCGUACGACCUGUUGUUGCUGGAAGGCCGGGCACAGGUCCCGCAGCUCGACGCCAUUGUGCCGUUGAUGGCCGGGACCAGCGCUCGGCUCCUUGCUGCGUCCAUGACGUCGCCCAUUGAGCUGAUCCGCAUGCGGAUGCAGGGGCCGAACGCUGGCGCCGGUGUGGUUGCAACGUUCCAGCAAGCGGUGCGGCGUGGAGGGUACAGGUCGCUCUUGAAUGGAUUAGGCGCGACGUUGGCGCGCGACGUGCCGUUCUCGGCCAUCUACUGGACGUCGUACGAGCGGCUUCAGCAGACACUUCAGUCGACCGAGCACGAGGUCUCGCGGACGCAGCGGGCGUUUGUCUGCGGAGCACUGUCUGGUGCGAUCGCUGCGACGGUCACCACUCCGUUCGACGUGGUCAAGACGCUGCAGCAAGUGCAUUCGACGAGACAGGGCUCGCAGCCGUCUGGGACACUGGUGCUGCGACAAGUGGUGGCCAACAAGGGCGUGGGUGGCGCGUUUACGGGACUUGGGGCACGGCUCGCACGGGUCGCACCGUCGUGUGCGAUCAUGAUUUCUUGCUACGAGCUUGGAAAGGAGAAGCUAGGGCUUGCAUGA
Messenger RNA from Hyaloperonospora brassicae, 1047 nucleotides. The record is from the annotation of a GenBank genome assembly. NCBI's taxonomy places the organism in Eukaryota, Oomycota, Peronosporomycetes, Peronosporales, Peronosporaceae.